CAGCAUGAGAUGGGUGUAGAUCAGGGCAGGGAGGAUCUUCCUAAUCAAACCCACAUUUCUCUGCAUUGUCUGCCCUGUCUCCCGGGGAGCUCAGCCAAACCCCCACGCUCGCGAUGCUCCAGCGCUGUUUGAAAAGCUGCACGAAGGUGACAUUGGUUAUUUAUAUCACGUCCUCAGUCCCACAACAUCCAUCCUGGAGGUGCUGGGUGCCAUCCACAGGAUGGGGCCGGAGCAGCCCAGCAGCAUCCCAGCAGCUGGCACCGGAGAGCUGGAGCCAGGAAUCCCGGAGAGGCACGAGAGCCAAGAAGGAAACGGGCCAUGGGCUGUCCACUGCCACUAAAGGUCCUCAGCAAGGUGGCACGAUGCCCCUCUGCCACCUGUGGGGCUCAGGGACAGCGGGACAUGCCCUUGAAGGCCACGCUGGGCUUUUCUGGCCCCCCCCAAAAGGACGGGAAGUGGCGGCUGAGGCGUCAUUUCCCCACGGGCGCCGUGUGGGCUUCUCCCUGGCCAGGCAGAGAAAUCCUGGGCUGUCUCCUGCUCGCAGACUCCUUGGUGUCCCCGGCUGGGCCGUGUGGCGCAGUUCCUGUGGCCGAGCAGCCAGGCUCCAGAGCGGCACCCAUAACGCGGCCCCCGGCCCCGUCUGCUGCCUCUGCCCCUUUCGUGGUCCCUGCAGGCGGAGCUGGAAGGUUCCUCUGGCUAAACCCCGGCUCGGAGGGAAGGAAGUCGGCUGCAGCCCAGGAAAGGAAGCCAGCUGGUUUCCCUUGUGCGUCUGCGAGGCGUGCGGGGGGAGCAGGGCGUAGCCAGAUCGAGAUAGGAUGGGGAGGCAGCGCCUCUUUCCUUCCAUGUUUUCCGGGCUGGACGCGGGAAGCGUGGCCUGGGCAUUAUUUCCUCCAGCUGCUGCUGGGCUGGGCUGUCCUGGCUCUCUGCUCGCCGUGCAGUGCGGGACAGCAGCCACGACGGGGAGCUUCCAUCCCGCGGGACGGCCGGGCGGGACACGGGCCCCG
Messenger RNA from Corvus hawaiiensis (hawaiian crow), 1004 nucleotides. RefSeq lists its product as uncharacterized. The record is from RefSeq and is a predicted model, not a curated record. The transcript is spliced from 2 exons. Bases 114 to 800 code for a protein of 228 amino acids. Lineage: Eukaryota; Metazoa; Chordata; Aves; Passeriformes; Corvidae.